Metschnikowia bicuspidata var. bicuspidata NRRL YB-4993 is the source of this 228-nucleotide messenger RNA. RefSeq lists its product as uncharacterized. The record is from RefSeq and is a predicted model, not a curated record. The annotation marks the transcript as partial. The transcript has a single exon. Lineage: Eukaryota; Fungi; Ascomycota; Pichiomycetes; Serinales; Metschnikowiaceae.
CGCUCGUACUCGACUGCUGCACCUGCAGCAAGCACAAGAAAGGUUGGUGCUCUUAGAGGUGGGUUCACCGGGUUUUUGUUGGGAGUCUCUGCUACCGGCGCGGCCUCGUACUACUACUUGCUAGACGAGUUCACCAAGUCCAACAACGUGAUUCUUCUUGACUUGUUGAAGUUGAACGAGACCGUGCAGAACUUGGAGCAGCACGUGAGAACGUUGGAGCAAGGCAAG